Messenger RNA from Paramecium pentaurelia, 168 nucleotides. The record is from the annotation of a GenBank genome assembly. Lineage: Eukaryota; Ciliophora; Oligohymenophorea; Peniculida; Parameciidae.
AUGAAUACUUAAUAGAAAUUUUAAAACAAUCUAGAAUUCUUCCACUAUAAUGAUUUAGAACUCAAACUCAAAUAAGACAAAAAAUAUCCCACUCCUAUUUUGAUUAACAAUCCUAAAGUAGUAAGAAGAAGCAAUAAGAAAAUUUUGAAAGAGGAAACGAUUUUUUGA